UUAUUGUAGAUGGUAAAGAAGGCGCUGAAGAUGUAUUUAGAAAUCCUGCAUAUCGACGAAUGAUAACGUGGCUUUUACGUACUUACUUAAAUACGUCUCAAAGUUGUGAAUUUACAUACACAUAACUAUAAUUAUUAUAUUUAUUAAUACGUUGUUGUUUCGUUUUCUGUAAAAGCAAUUCCUGGUCCAUCAGAUAUAUAUGUAGUUAGUUAUCUACAAUAAUUACAAGAAAAACUCUUUUAUUACUAUGUCCGAGUUUAAUUCGUCCUAAAUAUCAAUUACUAAAAGGAAAGGAGGGUUAUCAGCGAGAUAAUGCGCGGUAUCGGCAGCUAUAACAAAGCUUGUUGAUCCAUUUAUAAUCUUAGUGUUCCUAUCACAUUUUACAAUAAUCGUUGUGCUGUUAUUUUUAACUGUUGUUAAAACUUUAUUUAAGGAUAAAAUGCCAGUCCGACCUUUGUCUCCCGAGCUGCAAGAAAAGGCUCGCGUAGAGCUAGGAGAAGACCCGCAGCGGCUUCAAGAUGGAAUACAACACCUCAAGGAAUGGCUGGCCAAGCAGCCUCACCUUAAUGCUAGGACAGAUGACCAAUGGUUAGCAGCAUUUCUGCGCGGAUCUAAGUUCAGUCUAGAACGGGCCAAAGAGAAAUUGGAUCUACACUAUUCAGUCAGGACAAUUGCUCCUGAGCUAUUCAGACUUCAUCACAGGGAUCCGAAAUUCAAAGAAAUUCUCAAAACUGGCACGUUUGCCAUUAUACCGAAAUUAGCAAGUCCAACGGCGCCUAGAGUUUUCAUAAUGAGACCUGGUCAUUAUGAUCCUAACAAGAUAUCUAUCCUUGACAUUAUGUCAACGAUUAGUGUUAUCGUGAAGAUUGCAUACAUGGAAGACGAUUCAUACAUGGUAUCUGGUGCAGUUAGCGUUAUAGAUUUAGAGGGAUCUACGAUGGCUCACUUUGGGCAGAUGACGCCCUCACUCAUGAAGAAGAUGACUGUUGCCAACCAGGAUGCGGUUCCUGCUCGAAUUAAGGGAGGUCAUUAUCUGAACACUCCAUCCUUCUUCGAAUCGGUAUUAAACAUAAUGAAAUCUUUUAUGAAUGAAAAACUCAAGCAAAGAAUACAUGUCCACAAUAAAGAUUAUGAAGGAUUGUAUAAACACGUACCAAAAGAAAUACUACCAGCGGAAUAUGGAGGCAACAGCGGAACAUUCCAAGAAAUAAACGAAUAUUGGAUAAAGAAGGUCGAGGAGUACGGCGCCUGGUUAGAUGAAGACCUGCAGUAUGGAUCGGACGAGAGCAAGCGGCCCGGCAAGCCGAACACGGCCGAGGACAUGUUCGGAGUCGAGGGUUCCUUUAGACAACUGCAGUUUGACUUCGUAGUUUUUUGUCAUUAUUACACGAAGAUGAUUCGUGAACUGCCCCCCAAUUUAGCUAAGAUAGCUAAAGACGAGUUGAGUGAAAAUCCAAAAAGGUUACAAGAAGAUGUGCAACACUUGAAGGAGUGGAUUACAAAGCAGCCACAUUUGAAGGCUCGGACGGAUGAUCAGUGGUUGGUAGCAGUCCUGAGAGGCUGCAAAUUCAGUCUGGAACGAGUUAAGAAGAAAUUGGAUUUAUAUUACACGUUGAGAACAACAGCACCUGAUGUGACUCUUCGCCUAAAGCCCACUGAAAAUAAGUUUCUGGAGUUUCUCCGACUUGGAACUGUUGUCAUCCUUCCCGAGGCGAUUCAAAAGUUGUCGCCUCGCAUUAUACUCAUCCGCCCAGGCUCCUACCACCCUAACACACAUAAUGUAGCCGACAUCAUGUGUAUCUUGAUUUAUUUGGUGCAAAUUGUGGUCGUUGAAAGCGAUGCGGCGACAGUCAUGGGAACGAAGAUCGUGGUAGAUUACCAAGGAGUCACAAUGGCUCACUUGGCACAGGCCAACCCGACAUUACUCAAGAAAAUAGUAGCUGUUAGCCAAGAAUCAAUGCCUCUACGGUUAAAAGGCAGCCAUCACGUGAACUUGCCCGCUGGCAUUGAAGCCAUUUUUCAAUUAAUCAAAGGACUUCUAAAUGCAAAAGCUAGAGACAGGUUGAAGAUACACAAAAAAUACGAAGAAUUAAGGGAAUUCGUACCACAAGAAUCAUUACCAAUAGAAUACGGAGGCAAUGGCGGAAGUAUUGCGGAAAUAACAGAAAAAUGGGUGAACAAAAUGGUAGAAUACAAGUCAUGGAUGCAGCAGGAAGAGACCCUCGGCACAGACGAGUCGCGACGCGCCGGAGAGCCGCGCACGGCCGAGGAGAUGUUCGGCGCGGACGGCUCCUUUAGAAAACUCGACAUUGAUUGAAUUUUCCCAGUUAUAGUUUAUUUGAAAAUGUAUAUUGGAGGUCAUAUAUGCACGCAGGAAAAUAAGAUUACAAAAGUUAAUGAAUUGAAAAAAAAAGGCUAUAUUAAAUAAAUACAGAAUGUUUGGAUUACAUAUAAAUAAUUAAAUUUUACCUUUCACAUAAGACUUAAUUUUAGUUUCUUGUUCUAUCUGAAAAAAAUAUGAUCUAUCGAGCGCACAUUAAAGUGAUUUUCAUUAAAAUUAACUGCUUUAUACAAUAUCAACAAAUAUUUUAAAAACAGUAAAAUAUAAAACAGUAACGUGUG
Messenger RNA from Cydia pomonella (codling moth), 2622 nucleotides. RefSeq lists its product as uncharacterized. Gene Ontology annotation, molecular function: phosphatidylinositol bisphosphate binding. The transcript is spliced from 16 exons. Lineage: Eukaryota; Metazoa; Arthropoda; Insecta; Lepidoptera; Tortricidae. The coding region runs from base 440 to 2317 and encodes 625 amino acids. The record is from RefSeq and is a predicted model, not a curated record. Gene Ontology annotation, cellular component: membrane.